Molecule: messenger RNA, 3099 nt
Organism: Caenorhabditis bovis
Lineage: Eukaryota; Metazoa; Nematoda; Chromadorea; Rhabditida; Rhabditidae
Source: the annotation of a GenBank genome assembly
AUGGAAAGGUCGUCAGGAAAAUAUGAUAGAAAAAAGCGAUCGAGGAAAAGAAAAAAUCGGAGUGAAAAUCAUGAGGAGCCGCCGAGAAAAAUGGAUAAAGAAAGUGAGGAUAGUUUUCAACACGAGGAGCCGAAAUUGACUGAAAAGGAUUAUGAGGUUGAUUAUCUGAAAGAGGAGGAUUUCAUGACGAAUUAUGAGGCUGGAAUUCCGAAAAGUUUUCGGAAUGUGGUAUUCGCAAAGGAUGCCGAAUUUUGUCUUUUGAGAUUGGCUGGAACUACCUACAAUAAAGUUUGCGAGAAUUUUAAGAAUACGAUUCUGAAAAAGUUACAAAUGGAUCGUGAGAAGCAAAUUGACGUUCCCUACGUGGAGAAGCCGUCGAAUCAUGAGAAAUGCAAGUGUGGGCGUUCUGGUGUCGAAUCCGAUCUUUCUGAUGAUGAUGAUGAUUCGGAUGAGACGUCGUCUAGAUCAUCCUCGUCUUCUUCUGGAGAAUCCUCAUCGUCUUCUUCCUCAUCGUCGUCUUCAAGUGAAAACGACAGCGAAGAUGAGGAAGUGAAAGUGAAGAAGACACUGACACAUUUUCAGAAGGAGAUUGAACGAAAGCGAAAUCAUCCAAAUGCGGUUCAUCCCGAUAUGCAAUUCAAUGAGAAGGCGUUGGCGAAUGAGGGUCCGGUUUGUCAGUGUUCACUUGCUGCUCGAAAUUCUGGUUUGAGGCACGGUAAUUCAUCGAAACUUUAUCACUAUUAUUUGCACGUAACCCCCUCGCCGUCGGAACGACAAAUUUGUCGGACUUUUAUGAUAGCCAAUGGAGAGGAAUAUGCGCUCGAAGGAUUUUCGAUUUUCACUCAUGUGCCAAUUCCGGAGAAUAUUCCACGCCAACCUUGGUCGAAAUGGUCGAUCGAAUAUGAGUUUACAGUGAUUUCGGAACGCGUUCCAGAAGACUGCUACACAAUUGAGGAAUGCGAUCUGCUGACAAAAACCGUGUUUCACGAGAUCUUCGAACUCGUCGAUUUCAAUCCGUUUUCGAAAUAUCACAACGAUGAUGGCAAUGGGUGUCCGGCUCUUCACUUCAUGCCCAGAUUUGUCUGCAAUAAACCGAACGAAGUUCGAUUAUUGUCGACGAAAGGCGUCAUGGCCUACAUGCUGUAUAAAUUCAAGCGGCCGAUGUUCGACGACGCCGACAUUGCGAGAUUGUCGAUUCAGGAUGAUGAGCAAUUCGCGAGGAAUGUGCAUCGGAUGAAGCAGAAUAUCGUCAUCAGGGCCGAUCGGAAGCCGGCCGCAUUCCGAGUGGAUUCGUUCGAACGUGACGCCAAUGGCAAAAUUCUUUUUGUUCACAACACUAUAAGACCGCCAGCUUACGCGAACUCGAUUCAGCCUCGAUUGCACUAUUUUGAGAGAAAAUUGGGAAAAAUGAAGCAUGUGUUGAAUGCGACGGGAACCCUCAAUAAUAUGAGUGAAUAUGAGGAAUUGAGGAGAAAGGUUCAAGAAAUGCAAUCAGCGACUAAAACGAUGCGAAGUGUUCGGAUUGUCGUUCCUUCAGACGGCUAUCGUGCGACGGGAUUCUUUCCGGAUUCUGUCGCCCAUGUUCUCAUGGUCGUUCUCGCCACUCAUCAUAUUCGAUACCAUAUAUCGGUGAAUGUCCUUGAACACCAUAUUGGGUAUUCGUUUCGGAAUCGCGCGAUUCUCGAGCUCGCGAUGACGCAUCCAUCAUUUAAAGCCAAUUAUGGAACGACGACCGAUCACGCGAAAGCGUUUAUUUCGAAUUGCGGCUAUCGGAAGAAAUAUCUGCAGGAUGAGAAGUCGGAGAAGAAGAAAGGAAUUGUGAACUUGGUAUCGAUUAUGGGAUCUCAACCUUAUAGCGAUUUCAAUGCCACUCCAAUUCUGAACAAUGAACGAUUGGAGUAUUUGGGAGAUUCUGUUGUGGAAAUGGUGGUCACUGCUCAUUUGUAUUUCAUGCUUCCGCAUCACAACGAAGGCGGAUUGGCGACGUAUCGAACGUCGCUGGUUCAGAAUCGAAAUCUGGCGACACUUGCCAAAAAUAUUCUCCUCGAUCGAUUCAUUCAAUUCUCGCAUGGUGCCGAACUCUGUCAUGAAGCUGAAUUUCGGCACGCUUUGGCAAAUUCUUUUGAGGCAAUAAUGGGAGCGAUGUUCCUUGACAGCGACCUGUACAAUUGUGAUCGUGUGUUCUCGCAGGCGAUGUUCUCCUCGGAGCCCGAAUACAAGAUCAUUUGGGAUCAUGUGAAUGAGCAUGAGUUGAAGCGCGAGGAUCCGGAUGGCGAUCAGGAAUUGGCGGAGACGGUGCAGACGUUGGCCAAUUUCAAACCGUUGCAAGAAUCGCUGGGAAUUCAGUUCAACAAUGUGCGAGUGCUCGCCAAAGCGUUUACGCGAAGGAAUGUGCCUUUGAAUGAUCUGACGAGAGGCCAUAAUCAGCGAUUGGAAUGGCUUGGCGAUACUGUGUUGCAGCUGAUCGUCUCGGAUUAUCUCUACCGACAUUUUCCGUAUCACCAUGAAGGACAUUUGUCGCUUCUAAGAACCAGUAUUGUCAGCAAUAAAACGCAAUCAAUUAUUUGCGACGAUUUGGGAUUCGGCGAGUAUGUCGUCAAACGACCUGGCAAGCAGUCCGAGCUGAGAAUGAAGGAUAAGGCCGAUCUUGUUGAAGCUUUCAUAGGUGCUUUAUAUGUUGAUCGUGGCAUUGAGCACUGUAAAACGUUUGUCAGAAUUUGUUUCCUGCCGAGACUUGUUCAUUAUAUUCAAAAUGAUAAAUGGAAUGAUCCGAAAUCACAUCUGCAACAGUGGUGUCUGACACUUCGAUGCGCCAAUAAUCCGUCGCCGGCGAUGCCCGAAUAUCGUGUGAUUCGAUGCGAAGGGCCAACAAAUAGUCGAACGUAUACCGUCGGUGUUUAUUUUAGAGAUAAAAAGAUCGCAACUGGAGCCGCGCAAACCGUUCAUCAAGCGGAAUUGAUGGCGGCGCAGAAUGCGCUUCUGAAGAAUAAGAUGUCGAAUCUAAAGCGUUUCCGAAUCAAUAAAAAGAGGAAUGAAAGGGUUGGUGCGACACCGAUUCAUGCCACGUUUUGUGAAUUUUUCUAUGUGGAAAGUACUUAA